This is a messenger RNA of Glossina fuscipes, 420 nucleotides long. RefSeq names its product pickpocket protein 28-like. The record is from RefSeq and is a predicted model, not a curated record. The coding region runs from base 72 to 389 and encodes 105 amino acids. The transcript has 2 exons. Lineage: Eukaryota; Metazoa; Arthropoda; Insecta; Diptera; Glossinidae. Gene Ontology annotation, cellular component: membrane. Gene Ontology annotation, molecular function: sodium channel activity. Gene Ontology annotation, biological process: sodium ion transport.
CAUCUCACAUAUCCGUGAAAAAAUGCAGUUAUUUUGAGAAUGACGUCAACUAUAAUGUCUUAGGCUUUGACAUGUCACCAAUAAAUGUUUUCCUGCACAGCCCUUUUGAUGUGAUGAAAGCCGAUCAGAAUUUAGGUUAUACCGGUGAGUCGCUGCAAUUACGAGUCACAAGCAUGGAAAUCGUUACAGAAGAUAAAUUUGAAUUCGGUGCGGAUAUUAAGCGGCGCAAAUGUCGCUUCCAGCAUGAGAGCAAUUUAACUCACUUUCCGAUAUUUACACGCAACCUUUGUCAACAGGAAUGCCGCUUGAGUCUGGUUUUCAAAGUUUGCAAGUGCAUACCACAUUUUUAUGCGAAGAGCGGUAAUUGGGAACAGCAGAACGUCUUUUAAUUCAAAUACAUUUCUUUUUCUUUUCUACAAA